Cotesia glomerata is the source of this 1391-nucleotide messenger RNA. RefSeq names its product transcription initiation factor TFIID subunit 9-like (gene Taf9). Bases 135 to 863 code for a protein of 242 amino acids. Gene Ontology annotation, cellular component: SAGA complex; transcription factor TFIID complex. Gene Ontology annotation, biological process: RNA polymerase II preinitiation complex assembly; DNA-templated transcription initiation. The transcript has 3 exons. Lineage: Eukaryota; Metazoa; Arthropoda; Insecta; Hymenoptera; Braconidae. Gene Ontology annotation, molecular function: transcription coactivator activity; protein heterodimerization activity; RNA polymerase II general transcription initiation factor activity. The record is from RefSeq and is a predicted model, not a curated record.
UAUGGACGCGUAAAUAAAAAUAAUGAGGUAAAUAAAACAAUUUAAGCAAGUGUUAGUGUCAGAAUAAUUAAUUAUAAUUGCUGUUUGUUGUUCAAUAAACAAUUACAAUAAUUAUAAAUAAUUAAAAAAAUAAAAUGGCGGAAAAAACAAAGACUGCUAGUCAUGUGAAGCAUGUGCCUAAGGAUGCACAGGUUAUAAUGUCAAUAAUUAAGGACAUGGGGAUUGAACAAUAUGAACAAAAAGUUAUCAAUCAACUACUUGAAUUUACUUACCGCUACAUUACAUGUACCCUGGAUGACAGUAGGAUCUACGCUAGCCAUGCGAAAAAGAAAUUUAUUGACCUAGAUGACGUUAGAUUAGCUGUAAAAAUGCAGCUGGAGAAAACUUUCACUAAUCCACCGCCAAGAGACGUUUUGCUGGAGGUCGCUAGGGCUAAGAAUAACAUUGCGUUGCCGUUUGUCAAGCCGAAUAAUGGACUCAGGUUGCCGCCAGAUCGUUACUGUUUGAUAGCAGCUAAUUAUAAGUUGAAGCCUACCUUAAAGAAACCUGUUGGUAAGCCGAUUCACACGAUAGUCGGCAAUAAUUUGGUCAGUGGGCAGUCCAGAGUUAGAGUUGAUUCCAAUAAAACUGGUCUCUCGGUUGUUAAGAGGCCUGGAACUCUUACAACUAUUGCUAGGACGCAGACUAUAUCUGUUCCUAAGCCUGUUUUUAAAAUUUCAACUGCUGGUUCCAAUUUACCAAGUGGUCAAACUACAACAGUUAAACCUAAAAUCCCAAUAGCAACCAGCCAACCAAUGUCUUCUACUUCUAUGGAUGAUAGCUUAAAAAGAAAACGAGAAGACGACGAACACGAAAUUCCAUAAAAUUAUUUUUAAGGUAAAAUAUACUGGUAAUUAUUAAUGGUUUAUUAUGCGUAAUUAUUUUGUUAAUUAAUAAAAAUUUACUAAUAAAAUAUUUUGCUUAUUGAAAUAUUUUUUUCUUGCAAAUGUAUAUUGUAGGGUAACAGUACCAUUUGUGAUCUUUGUAUCUAAAUUAAUAUACAAAUCAUUCUAUAAAUGUUAUAGUAUGAUAAAUAAAAUUUAUAUGAUUGUAGACGUAAAUUUGAUAAAAAUAGAAUUCUUUAUCUAUCAAUCUGAGUUUUAAGUAAAAAACUGGUACUUAUAGUCUAUAAAAUUUCCCGUUAAUUACAAGUUACAGUAAUGUAAUAUUUAAAAAGUAGAAGUAUAAUUAAUAAUAUUAUUUUGAUAUAUAAUUACGUAAUUUAAAUGUAAAAAUGUACAUCAAACACCUAGAAUGUUUAAUAAUAUUUUCAAAAGUUCAUAUCUUUGUUCCAUUAAACAAUGCCAACAUAUAUAUUUGUAAUGCUAAGCAAUAAAAAUUAAAAUUUAUAA